Messenger RNA from Platichthys flesus (European flounder), 4514 nucleotides. It is a transcript of the gene ell, whose product is annotated as elongation factor RNA polymerase II. The record is from RefSeq and is a predicted model, not a curated record. Gene Ontology annotation, cellular component: transcription elongation factor complex. Gene Ontology annotation, biological process: transcription elongation by RNA polymerase II; positive regulation of transcription elongation by RNA polymerase II; snRNA transcription by RNA polymerase II. The transcript is spliced from 12 exons. Lineage: Eukaryota; Metazoa; Chordata; Actinopteri; Pleuronectiformes; Pleuronectidae. The coding region runs from base 1 to 1905 and encodes 634 amino acids. Gene Ontology annotation, molecular function: cis-regulatory region sequence-specific DNA binding.
AUGGCGGCGCUGAAGGAGGAGCAGUGCUACGGACUGUCCUGUGGAAGAGUGAGCAACGGCAGCAAUGUCUCCGUCUUCCACGUUAAACUCACUGACAGCGCGCUGAGGGCCUUCGAGGGCUACCAGAGCAGCAAGGUGCUGUCAUCGCGACCAUUGAUCAGAUUUAAUGGAAAUCAAGGGAAAAUUUCAAUACCACGGUCAGAAAAUACCAGUGAACUGCAUAAGUUUACUUUCUACCUGUCGAAUGUGGGCAGAGAUAACCCCCAGGGAAGCUUUGACUGCAUCCAGCAAUACAUCACCAGUGAAGGGAGCAUUCAGCUGGAUUGUUUGGGAUGCAUCCAGGACAAGAUAACAGUGUGUGCCACAGACGACUCCUACCAGAAGGCCAGGGAGAACAUGGCUCAGGUUGAGGAGGAGACUCGCAGUAGGAGUGCCAUCGUCAUCAAGCCUGGGGGGCGAUACGUAGGCAAAAAGGUUCAGAUACGGAAACCGGCACCUGGCCUCUCAGACGUUGCCCCAUCGCGGAGAACAUCUCGGCCCGUCAUCAUCUCCAGCAGUGCUCUGAAGAAAGGGGCGAUUCAGAACCGGCCACUCCGAGAGCGUCUCAUACACCUGCUGGGCCUCAAGCCUUACAAGAAGCCUGAGCUGAUCCUGAGGUUGCAAAAAGAUGGCCUCUCACUUAUGGACAAAGACUCCCUAGACAGCUUCCUGCAACAGGUGGCCAACCUGAAUGGGAAAGACAGCACCUUCACAUUGAAGGACUUUUUGUUUAAGGAAAUUCAGAAGGACUGGGCGGGCUACACGGAAGAAGAUCAGCAGAUACUCAAGAGAAUCUUGUUUAGGAAACAGAACAGCUCUGCCCCUCCACCAGAGAGCCCGCCCAAAGAGCCGGCCAGCAGCUCGCCCUCCCAGAAACGGCCCGCUGCUGACUUCACCGACCCUCUGGCCAACAAAAAGCCCAGGAUAUCCCACCUCGCUAGCAAAGCUACGACAGCCCCUGUUAAUGGCAAGAUCAGCUCCUCCAAUGGGAGAGGAGACGCUGGAGGAGCGCAGGCUGAGGUGGUUUCCACGGCAGAAGGUGGCGUGACAUCCAGCUCCCAGCAGCUCCCUGUGCUGGACAUCCCUCGUCCCUUCGAAGCGCUGUCGGACGUCAGCAAUGACUCCAGCCAUAAUGGGAGAGAAUGUGACUCUCAAGAAACGGUGGUAUCAGAAUGGCCUCCGUUGGUCAUUGCUGCUACCAUGUCAACGGCGCUCACUGUGCCCAGCUUCAGCACAUCAUCUCCCGGACACUCAGUCCUGGAUGGAAUUCGGGACAAGAGCCUCUCAUCUUCCAACAGCAAAUCCAAGAAGAAGUCGAAAAAGCAUAAAGAGAAGGAGAAGAGCAAAGACAGGGUGAGGGACAAGGAGCAAGAGAAGGAGAGGAAGAGUCGUGAGCAACGUGGGCCUGAGCCUAAUAGAGCCUGUGAGAUGAGCCCAGGAAACCUCAAAAGCAACAGUAUUCCACAGAAAAGCACAGGUCCGAACGGGAUGUGCAACAGUACCAGUAUUCCUUCAUCAUCACCUGUGGUCGCAGACUACUUAUUAAAGUACACAGUUAUUGCCUCUCCAGAGCAGCGUCAGAGGUAUAAAAACGAUUUCAACACCGAGUACAGUGAGUACCGGAGCCUGCAUGCUCGGAUAGAGGGCAUCACCCGGCAGUUCACGGUGCUCGACAACGAGCUCAAGCAACUGCAGCAAGGCACAGACAAGUACAAGACAAUCCACAAUCAGAUACUUCAAGAAUAUCAUAAAAUAAAAAAGACUAAUCCAAACUAUAGCCAAGACAAGAACCGCUGUGAAUAUCUACACAACAAACUGGCACAUAUAAAGAGACAUAUUGCAGAGUACGAUCAACAGCAACUUUAAAAGUAGUUAUUAGACAUUGUUUCCCUGUUAUCUCUGGAAACCAAGCAGAUACAGGAAAACUUUGGAUUCCGCUUGUGCAAAAAAAAUGUAUUAUGAAAGAUGCCAUGAAGGGAGUAUUUCCCUCAUCAGGGCCAAAGGCUCUAGAGAGGACUUAGCAGGACAUGUGAUCUAUUUUUCUCUCUUUCCUUUGAUUUGUUUUUCUCCCUCCUUUUUGAAAACGGGCUGCGUCUGGUGUGGCCAGGUCCAUCUGUGUAGUUACAAUGAGUUCAGAAAGAAGGACAAGUUGUCUGGCUGAGUUUGAUCUCAACAGCCCAGCCUGCUAACUGUGCACAGAGGUCUGAACGAGUCAAAAACAUGGACAGUUUCUUGGGGGAAAUAUUUGUUCCUUCUUUUGAAACUGGAGUGAGGGAAGGGCGACACUGAGAUGAAUACUGCUGAUUGUACGCCAAAAGCAACUAAUUUUCGUUUUCGUGUAAAGAAAGAUUUAAGUUAAUGAUGCUUCAGUUUACCCCUUAUUCUGAAACAAAUGUUGUGAUGUUCCCUUUAUUUUUCUGACCUUUUUUUAUUUAUUUUGGACACUUGACUGCUGGGGAAUGAAUCUGUUCUACACUCCUCAAUACCAGUACUAACUUAAAAUCCCUCUUAUUUUUCUUCUUUUUUUUUUUGUCCUCACAUUUUGAAUGUCAGACUUUUUUCUUUCUUUUUUUUAUUCAGAAGCUGCCUUGCCCACCUUAUUGUCAACCUGUUGGCAUUCAUCAUUCUUUCCUCUUUUAAAGAGACGCAGAUAUUACUUCUUGAUUAAAUCAAAACGAUGCCUCCAAAUGCACACGGGUCAGUGGCAGGUUUGUGCGCUUGGCUCUUCUUUUCUAAAAUCAUGUGCAGAUGUCUUAACAAUGGGGACGUGUGAAAGUUUUCCAGUCAGACCGAAGCUGUAGAUUUUCCGCGGACACAGUCUCCUCACUCAUGACGGGAUGCUCGUUCACAGCAGUGGUCCUUUAUUAUGUUCUCACCAUAUUCUAAGAUCUAAAGUUGGUGUCUUUCCAGUAUCGUUUGUGAUGGCUUUUUGUAGCAGUAGAUUUACAGUUGUCUGAAGAGUUCGUGGCCAGCUCUACUCUUCAUCACGCUAUAGAAGAAUCCUGUAAUUGUAAGAUGAUGCGGAUGGGGGAUUCAGAUCUGCAGGCUCUUUCUUUCAUCUUCAUGGUGUUCAAAAUGUUUUUAUUUGAUCCUCAGAUCUGAAAUCUCUUUAGUUACUAUUAUUGGCAAUUUAAGUUAUUUUAUAACAAUAGUGUUUGCAUUGUCCUAUUGGAUCAGGUUUUUUUGGGUCUACUCAUCAAAAUAUAAUGUAGUCCAUUCACGACGACUGUUAAGAUGAAGCCAUCCUUGAUCAUCUUCUGAGCGGCCCUCCUGCUCAGAGAAGCAACGCUCACGUGCGACCACUUUUUGCCUUUUCUAAUGUGAUGUCAAAUCAGUGGAGGACGAAGCGAUAAUCUAAUCUCCUGGAUCAGCUCUCCUCUCAGAGAAGUGUUGCGUCGAGACGGAGCCGAAGACAAAUGAAGAAAUACUGCAUCAGAAGUUGAGUUCAGUCAACUGCUGCAUUUCUUAUAUCAAUCUUUUUAUUGUGAACAUGAAAAAUCUGCACUUUUUUCGCCUGAUCUCGCUGUUACCUGGGUGUGGGGGGGUAGUCCAAAAUGACACUUUUCUCUUUGUCCAUCGGAGUGCAUGCUUUAUGAAUGUGUUACAAUGAACAAUCUUUGUGUCUUUACUUGGCGGGGGGGUUAGAACUCAAUCAAAGGCGAGUCCAACUGAGUUGAUGUAAUCAUGAGACAUGAAUCUGACCAGCAUGUAUACCAAAGUGUUUACUGAGUCUGAUCCAACGUGGCGCUCUACCACAUGUUGGCUAAAGAACAUGUCGCAGUAUUCUCUGGUUACUGUUCUCAUUUCUUUUGUCCAUAUCAUCCCGUGGAAAGUUUCUGAAUGUUUUUCUUGUGGGAAGUCCGGGGAGGCUCCUUGUACUUCAGAUAAGGUUUGCAUGACUGGGCUCAAGUGUUUUUAACGUCAAGGUUCAGAUUAUAUUUAUUUCUGAUUUCAAACGAUGUAUUAAAGCCAGUGCUCACUUUGACAACGCUGCCAUGGUCAAGACUGAAUCUGAGAACUGACGACGUCUGAGCAGGAGGAGACGUCAGUAUUUUUGUCACUAGGAUCAACACUAGCCCAGUACUGCAACCCCUUAACAAGAAAGACACUUCUCAUUGAAUCUUACUGUACCUUGUUUUUUAGAAACACUCUGACAUGAUUACUGUAUUACGCCUCCUUUACAGUCAAAAUCCAUUGUGAAUGAGUUCAUCUUUUGCUCCGAUGGAGACCUAACUGUUGUGAAAGUAACGAAAUGCCAGCACAGGAGUACCCGCUGUUUGAGUUGUGCCAAAAUCACCUGUUGUAUAGGGGUUUUUUUCCCCCAUUUCUCUGAGUAUAUACAUGCUGCUGUAUAAGCAAAGAGGGAGAAGAGCCGUGAACUGUUGGCGCUAAAACCCAAAGCACGCUUUUUGAAAACCAUAAGGGACUGGGACUGAAAUUGAUCUUUGUUUCAAUAAAAUUCUUUAAAAUCCUUA